AUGGCUGCAGCCAAUAGAGCUGAACUCGAAGCACUGGAAGCAUCAUUACAACAAUUCCGUGUGAACGAGCUUCAUAUUCUGCUGUCGUCAUUCAAGUGUCCGAAAUUAGGAAAAAAAACAGAACUUGUACAACGGUGCAUUAAUUUGCUACAAAACGCUCGUAAUCAAGCUGCAGUAGUACAGAAGAUUCGCGAAAUUAGUUCCAGUCGACGUUAUAGUGCGUCAAGUGCACCUUCGGUACCCAUAUAUAAUCAUAUGGAUGGUAACGGUGUCAUGAACGGUUACAAUCCUGUAAUGACAUUAUCAUCAGCACUGAUGCAACAACAGUAUAUCAGUGCUCAUAAUCCAUUUUCAUCACAAAUGGUUCAGACUAGAAGUCUGAACAUUGCUGAUUUACCAUUUUAUGAUAAACAACAAACUUUACUUGAACUUUCUGAAUUACCGGCAAAUAUAUCGGGUAUUCGGUCUACGUCUCGUUUUGCAAUUACAUUUGCUAUCCCACCGAACAUUAUGCCACAAAUUGCUUACAGAAAUGAAUCUAUCGUCUUACCCCGUACUGAGCUACAACUACGAUUUUUUUUGUUGGAUCAUUCCGCUGAACAACACGAUGAUUUCCCACCCAACUGCAAUGCAAAGAUAGACGAUGUUCCGGUCACUCUCCCGAAUAUUAUUCCAACGAAUAAACCAUAUGCGGAACCAAAAAGGCCGAGUCGUCCGGUGAACAUAACCCCUUACUGUCAACCACCACGCGAUGCAAUGCGGCCGCAUCGAUUGGUGAUAGAGUGGUCUGCAGAUGAACGUUCUUGGGCAGUCGGUAUUUAUGUCGUGAAAAGACUUACCUCCGAGAUAUUGCUUCAACGUCUACUGGCUAAUCUAUCUACUCAUCGUGAUGCUGAAGAAACAAGACGUAUGAUUAGAAAUCGUUUGUCUAGCGACGAUGAUGCAAUACAAAUGGAAACGUUGAGAAUAUCUUUAUUGUGCCCUCUUGGAAAAACGCGAAUGCUAAUACCGGUUAAGGCAUAUGAUUGUACACACUUACAGUGUUUCGAUUUAUCAAAUUUUUUGAAGAUGAAUGAAAAACGACCAACUUGGAAGUGUGCCGUUUGUAAUAAUGGUGCACCUUACAAAAAAUUAAUUAUUGAUGACUAUUUUGAAAGAGUUCUGAAAGAUACAACUUCGAGCAUCACAGAAGUUGAAUUGUUGCAUGAUGGUAGUUGGCGCCCAAUUGAUGAGGAGGAUAAAUCUGUUUCGGAUAACGAGGAAGAUAUAAACCCUUCGAACAAUUCGAAAAGUCAUCCUGAAAAUGCUAAGAGCAAUGUACUACACAAUAGUAACCGAAUAAGUGCAGUUGUAGAUGAUGAUGUCAUAAUUCUAGACAGUGACGAUGAUGAGGAGAUUCUACAACAACUGCCAUCGCAAAGUUCUAUGAGCAGAACUCAAGGGCGGAACGUCAUCACUCCUUCGGUUGUAUGCAUCGAUCUUGAUGACAGUGAUCCAGUGGACUUAUCACCGCACACAUGUCAGACAUCUUCCAUACCCUCCCCACCGUUAUCGUUCAGCAGUAAUACAUUAGUGGCCGCGUCCACAUCCUCGGCAUCAGCAGCUGGCACAGCAGCAGCAGUAGUUGGAGGUUCUACUCAGGUGAGUGCGACUCGUUCUAUCAUGCGCCGCCUACAGCGACAGCAAUCGCGGCAUCCGAAUCAGUCGAUGCCAUAUUUUACAAAUCCUGCGAUAUCAUUGGUACCACCACCACCUGAUACUGUAGUAACAGGUACUAGUAAUGCCGAUUACUUCCAUUCUUUCGAACAAUCGUAUCCUUAUUAUCAACAAGACUUUACUACCCGUUUAAUUGUUGAAGAACUACGACAGUUUAUGGCAAAUAUCCAGCAGUCAACAAAUACACCCAAUUUUCCUGGAUACUCAUCGUAG
This is a messenger RNA of Brugia malayi, 1929 nucleotides long. RefSeq lists its product as uncharacterized. Bases 1 to 1929 code for a protein of 642 amino acids. The transcript has 10 exons. The record is from RefSeq and is a predicted model, not a curated record. Gene Ontology annotation, molecular function: transcription coregulator activity; zinc ion binding; SUMO ligase activity. Gene Ontology annotation, biological process: protein sumoylation; regulation of transcription by RNA polymerase II. NCBI's taxonomy places the organism in Eukaryota, Metazoa, Nematoda, Chromadorea, Rhabditida, Onchocercidae.